Messenger RNA from Paramecium tetraurelia, 933 nucleotides. RefSeq lists its product as uncharacterized. The record is from RefSeq and is a predicted model, not a curated record. Gene Ontology annotation, biological process: lipid catabolic process. Gene Ontology annotation, molecular function: lipase activity. The transcript has a single exon. NCBI's taxonomy places the organism in Eukaryota, Ciliophora, Oligohymenophorea, Peniculida, Parameciidae.
AUGAACCAACCCUCAUAGCCAUCAUUUUAAAGGGGUUUCUCAAAGGAUUUCAAAGCCUUUCUUGAUUAAAAUUAUAGGCUUUGGGGUUUCCAUAGACCUGACAUCAUUUCUGGAUGCUAUGGGUAAUUGAAAUAUAUAUUCAUUAGCGGAGCAGAAACUAGACCUACUCAAAAGCCUUCCAGAAUACCCAUAAUAUUUAUUCACGGAAAUAGCGAUGUGGCUGUAGGAGAUGGAAGCUACGGCAUUUAUAUGACAGGGUUUAGUUCAUAGAUUGAAUAUUUUUUGAGUCAAGGAUACGAGAAAUAAGAUUUAUAUGCUACUACUUGGGGAGAUGCUGAUUCUAACACGGCAAGCCUUAAUUACCAUUCAGAAAACUACCUUAAAUACAAUAGAGCAUUUGUUGAGGCUGUUUUAUAAUAUACAAAAUCUCCUUACGUCAACAUAAUUUCACAUUCAAUGGGUGUAACUUUGGCCAGAAAAGUAAUCAAAGGAGGAAAUGCCCGUGACGAGUUGGGUAGUGGAAGAUAUGAUCUAGGGGAUCCUCUUACUUCCAAUGUCAAAGUAUUUGUAGGCUUAGCAGGUGCAAAUUAAGGAUUAAGUUCUUGUUAUACUUCUGGUUCCACACUCCCUACCUGUGGCAUGACUAAUGGAUUCUACCCAGGCUAACCACCUUAUGUAGGAAAAUCCUCAUUUUUAGAAGAAUUGGAUUCUAAUUCAGCAAAGGAAGGAAAAUACAUUGUAACCGGAAGAGCCAACUAUGAUGAAAUUAUUGGAGGUAAUAACUUAGUUUGGGGAAAGUAUACAACUAGAAUGAAAAAUGAAAAUGAGGAGAUCGUAUUUAGUAGUGCAACUGUGGGUCACUUUGGAUUGAGAGAUGAGGCUGGACCUUAGAUCUAUACAAUUCUAAAAAAAUAAGGAGCUAUAAAUUAAUGA